Umbelopsis ramanniana AG is the source of this 500-nucleotide messenger RNA. RefSeq lists its product as uncharacterized. Gene Ontology annotation, biological process: positive regulation of transcription by RNA polymerase II. The coding region runs from base 188 to 448 and encodes 86 amino acids. The transcript has 4 exons. Gene Ontology annotation, molecular function: DNA-binding transcription factor activity, RNA polymerase II-specific. NCBI's taxonomy places the organism in Eukaryota, Fungi, Mucoromycota, Umbelopsidomycetes, Umbelopsidales, Umbelopsidaceae. The record is from RefSeq and is a predicted model, not a curated record.
GCAGAAAAACGUGAACGUAUCUGAUUGGUGGUCCGAAUGCUGAUAAAGUCCAAAAACUUCCCUCACCAUUGGGGUUUUCUUCUUUAGAAGACUACGUUCAUACAAGAUUCUCCAUUGGGUGGUGGAAUCAUACAAGAAAAAAUGUCUCUUUUAACAAAGCCCCAAGUUUCAACUACUGCUUUCAUUGAUGCUGCUUCAUUUGCCGCUGACCAACGACUGUCCUUCGGAGCAUAUCAAUCCAAAGAAGAGAAAGCAUACUCUAGAGGACAAAGACCAAAAACAGAAAGAAAGAAUUUUACGCAAUCGAGCAGCCGCUCAAGACUCCAGAGAUAGAAAACGACGUUAUAUCUCCAAUUUGGAAAACGACAAUCAACAACUCAAAGAAAAAAAUGAAGAAUUAAACAAACGACUUCAAACUUGCCGGAUCAAAAUGUGGAAAUCCGAUUAGAUGAUUUAUUAGACUGGAACGGCGAGCAGACGUUUGCAGCAGACUCAAAGCA